AUUAGCCCCUUUUCCCUUCCUGAACGGCGACAACAAACCAACCCCACACACGCGAGCCAUAGACGACGGCCCCUUCCCCCGGCACACGCUACCCCCUGCGCCGCUGCCGCUGCCGCCGCGCUGCGGCGAUUUGCGUUCUCAAGCGUCCCUCUUAACUGAACCAAUUUCUUUGCUACUAACAGAGAGAGAGAGAGAGAGAGGGAACGAGAGAGAUGGGAAAAAGAGGAGGGGUUCGUUCAUCCUCAGGGCGGAAUAGAAACGUUCUGCUCCGUCGUCUGGAAUCCUCCUUUAAGAACGGCAACUAUGGAACCCUCGACGAAAUCAUCAACUGUCUCCGUUCGAACUACCCCGACUACGCCCGAACAAAGCAACAAGUCCUCGCCAGGCAGGUCCAACGUGCCCUUGAAGAAUCUAAACACUUCCUAAACAACAACAAUAACAAGCACAAGAGGAACAAAUCCCACUCUCCUCAAACCCUAGUCUGCGCCGAUGAUGAAGAAGAAGAAGAAGAUGAUGAUGAUUGCCAAUUCCGAAGCCCCACUCCGAAGAAGCUGAAGAAGAUUGAUGAGAGUGAACAGAGAUUGCUAUAUAGAGAGGCUCAGCAUCUUCGAAGGCGGCAUGUGGAGCAGGAACGUCCGUCGACCGCUACUACGUCGUCUUCAUCAUCGUCCUCUUCUGACGAUGAAACGGAUGGUGCCGUAUCGACAUCGGAGGACGCGAUAUAUGGCGAGAGACUGGAGCCGGGGUUCGAUUUGAUGAGGUCAAUGCUGCGCUCGAGUUAUAGCAAAGCAAAGCCUGCGGUGGAAUCGAAGCCGGAGGAGAAGAAUCUUGAGAUGGAGGAGGUUGCUCAGAAGGCCAAGAAGAUAAAUUCGGUUGAAGGAGAGAGAAUUGAAGGAAUUGGGACGGAUUCGAAACCAGAAGUGAAGGGUUUCGGCGUUGGAGGCAAUGGUGUUGGUGGCGGUGGUGAGGUGAAGGGGAAGGACGGGCCAAUGUUUAGGGAUUUGGGUGGAAUGGGAGGGGUGGUGGAGGAGUUGACAAUGAAUGUUGUUGUUCCGUUGUACCAUCCGCAACUACCUCAGUGUCUCGGGGUGAGGCCGCCAGUGGGGAUUUUAUUGCACGGUCCACCUGGGUGUGGAAAGACGAAGCUGGCUCACGCCAUUGCCAAUGAGACUGGAUUUCCAUUUUAUAAGAUUUCAGCUACUGAAGUUGUCUCUGGUGUUUCAGGUGCAUCUGAAGAGAAUAUUCGAGAGCUUUUCUCAAAAGCUUACAGGACUGCUCCUUCAAUUGUAUUUAUUGAUGAGAUUGAUGCAAUUGCUUCAAAAAGAGAAAAUCUACAGAGGGAGAUGGAACGACGCAUAGUGACACAACUAAUGACCUGCAUGGAGGAAUCACACAGACUUGUACAACCAGCUGAUAAAGAUUUGAAUUCAGAGAGCUCUCAUCACGGACCUGGCUAUGUGCUUGUGAUUGGAGCUACCAAUAGAAUCGAUGCUGUUGAUCGUGCAUUAAGGAGGCCUGGAAGAUUUGAUCUUGAGAUUCUGUUGGGUGUACCAGAUGAAAGUGCAAGGAUUGAGAUUCUUUCUGUGCUCAUGCGUGAUCUUAGACUUGAAGGUUCUUUUGAUCUUGUGAAAAUAGCAAGGUUUACGCCAGGUUUUGUUGGAGCUGACUUAGCUGCCCUCGUUAACAAGGCAGGUAACAUUGCCAUGAAAAGAAUUAUAGACAGAAGAAAGUCUGAUCUAUCUAGUGAACCUAUAGAUGAGGAACGCGCAAAACAGGAACACACCGAAGACUGGUGGAGGCACCCAUGGUUGCCUGAAGAAAUCGAAAAGCUUAGCAUCACCAUGACUGAUUUUGAGGAAGCAAUUAAAAUGGUUCAGCCUUCGACACAAAGAGAAGGAUUCUCCACAAUACCUGAUGUAAAAUGGGAAGAUGUAGGGGGGCUUGAUUUUCUAAGGCGUGAGUUUGACCGCUCUAUAGUUAGGCGUAUAAAGUAUCCGGAGGUUUAUGAGGAAUUCGGAGUGGAUUUAGGGACCGGAUUUUUGCUUUAUGGGCCUCCAGGCUGUGGUAAAACACUAAUUGCCAAAGCUGUUGCUAAUGAGGCAGGAGCUAAUUUCAUACAUAUUAAGGGCCCUGAACUUCUGAAUAAAUAUGUUGGAGAAAGUGAGUUAGCUGUUCGAACGAUAUUCAGUCGUGCGAGGAUGUGUUCUCCAUGUAUACUUUUCUUUGAUGAGGUGGAUGCUUUGACAAAGGAGCGUGGAAAGGAACGGGGACCGGUGGUUGACCAGCUUUUGAACCAGUUACUAAUAGAGUUAGAUGGUGGAGAUGAGCGAAGGGGCGUUUUUGUCAUCGGUGCUACCAAUAAACCUGAGGCAAUGGAUCGUGCCAUAUUACGGCCUGGGAGGUUUGGGAAACUUCUUUAUGUCCCUCUUCCCAGUCCGGAUGAGCGUGGAUCGAUUUUAAAAGCUCUUGCAAGGAAGAAGCCUGUUGAUGGUGAUGUGGAUUUGGCUAAUAUUGGGCAGAUGGAAGCCUGUGAAAAUAUGAGUGGCGCUGAUCUUUCCGAACUGAUGCAUGAAGCUGCAAUGGCUGCUGUUGAAGACAAAUUGUUAGCAGUCGACACCAGUUCAGAUGCAGCUCCAUGUACUAUCAAGCUGAAGCAUUUUGAGCAGGCUCUGCGAAAAGUUGCACCCUCUGUCUCAGAUGAGGAAAAACUCCACUACCGUACUUUGUCAAAGCACUUCAGAGCAGCCUGAAAGUUUUGGAUUAGAAGUUUCAGGGUUCAUUUGGCGGAGGCUGUUGUGGAUGGUCAGGCAUCAAUCUGACCACGGAAGCUUAGGAAGCAAGUUUGUGAUCCCGGGAGCGGAAAGGAUAAUUUAUUGGUCCUUUUUAUUAUUUUUACUUUUCUCUUUUCAUAUAUUAGCACCUAUCCUGAAAUUAUUUAUUCUUGAAUUUUGUUUGAGGAGCCCAAAUAGGAUCUCCAUCGUCCCUUGUCAAAAAGGGGAAAAAAUAUAAAAGAAAAUGGAGAAAGGGAAAGAAAAGAAAUUCAAUCCAAGUCCACGAAACAGUUGCUUUUAUGAUUGUGGUGGACAGCAAAUCAAGAAGAGUAAUUUAUUCAUUCCAA
Molecule: messenger RNA, 3118 nt
Organism: Malania oleifera
Lineage: Eukaryota; Viridiplantae; Streptophyta; Magnoliopsida; Santalales; Ximeniaceae
Product: cell division control protein 48 homolog C
Exons: 10
Coding region: 213-2750 (845 amino acids)
Biological process (GO): ribosome biogenesis
Cellular component (GO): nucleus
Molecular function (GO): ATP hydrolysis activity; RNA binding; ATP binding
Source: RefSeq, a predicted model, not a curated record